AUGGCACAUAAUAUUUUCCUAAAGAAAUUAUGGUCUCUAACACUGUCAAAUUCUAGCCAGCAGAUUAUUCGUUCAACUCCAAAGCUGAUGUUUUAUCCUGCGCAGAAAACAUUUAUGACAUCAUCAAAUAUGCAUCGCUCUAUAUUGCAUCAAAUAUACAUUUCGCUGAGGACAGUGUUUCAUCGAAAACGACCACGUCUUGUUGGCACUGAUGAUGCAGGCAUUCGAUAUUUUGAAGCCCCACCGAAUAAGGCUAGUGAACACACACAUUUAUCAAAAUUACCUAAACGAUUUUAUCUUAUCCCUGGACAAAAAAGCUUGGAAGAUGCAUUUAUGAAUACGUAUAUUGAGACGCCGUCUUUACCUCCUGAAUGGCAGUCAUGGCUUAAUCAUCGACGUUCUGAUCCACCAACUAAAGAAGAAAUUGAGGCUAAUAAUCUGUCUAAACAGCAACGUCUUAUUCGAGCUGCAGAAUUAGAGGCAAAGCAUAAUGAAGAACGCUUAGAAAUGAUUAGACAAGGUUUACUACAAGAGAAUAAAUCAGAGCAAACUAGUAGCCAGCAACAGUCUAAUGAGAAAUCAACUGCAUUUCCUGUUUAUCCUGAUAUGAAAAAUAGUUUCGAAGAUGAUUAUCCAUCUAAAACGUUGAAUGAAAAACAGAAUAAAUAAAUAAUUAAAUAACUGAUUCAUUAAAUAUAUUAUAUUAGUCAAG
This is a messenger RNA of Trichobilharzia szidati, 712 nucleotides long. NCBI's taxonomy places the organism in Eukaryota, Metazoa, Platyhelminthes, Trematoda, Strigeidida, Schistosomatidae. The record is from the annotation of a GenBank genome assembly.